This is a messenger RNA of Trichobilharzia regenti, 3537 nucleotides long. The record is from the annotation of a GenBank genome assembly. Lineage: Eukaryota; Metazoa; Platyhelminthes; Trematoda; Strigeidida; Schistosomatidae.
AUGGAGACAGAUGAACAGCAGUUUGACGGACUUCUAGAAAUUCUCGAGAAGAUUAAUGUCUAUGUGAACACGCUGAGAUCAAGGCUUGAAUUAGAAGAAAAUAACAGCAUCUGUGAUAUACCUCAAACAUUGGAAGAAUGUAAACUUAGAGACCAUCAAAUAUUGGGCUGUAGAUGGAUACGAACUUUAUAUGAGAAUGGAAUGAAUGGCAUACUGGCAGAUGAAAUGGGCCUCGGCAAAACUGUUCAGGUUAUUGCUGGUCUGGCUGACUUGAUUGAGUCUGGUGUUUCUGGUCCCUUUUUGAUCAUUUGUCCAUUGUCGCUAAUAUCUGUUUGGUCUGACGAGUUAGCAACGUUCGCACCUCGACUUCCAUGUAUGGUUUAUUAUGGUUCAAUGAAAGAACGUCUAGAACUCCGGAAAUUUAUUCGUAAACGUAUUCAUAUAUCUCUUGAUGGCCCAAUAAAAGUCCCUCUAUUUAAAGUGUAUGAAAGAUCACAGAAUAAUGGCUUUGUAGAAAAAAAAGCUAUGCCUCAGUGUAACGAAGGUCAAGCAGUUUCUAGUAGUAGUGAUAAUUUAUCUUAUCAAACAAGUUCAUUCUGUUCAGAGACUGAAGAAAAUAACUCUAUUGUUUCACUUUCUGUUAGCUCUUGUUCAUUACCUAGCUACUCUUCAGCACCAAAAAGAAUGCGUACACACAAAGAUGAAAUGAAUAUUUCUCAAAACCAUGAGAUAAAAUAUUCCUCUAUUGAUGUAGUCGAUAGUAUAAUUUCUGAAGUAUUGUCAAGUUUUGAUGAUCAUGAGGACAAAAAUGUGUUAAAGGAUAACUCCAGUCCAAGUUACUCAGGGGAAGAAAAUUUCAAAAUUAAAAUUGAUCCUGAAGCUGAGAAAAUGUCACCAAAUGAGACUGAAGAAGGACGUUCGGAUUGUUUAGUCAAUAGAAACGUAGGUGUACCUGAUGCAAUGCCAACAACACCCGUCCAAAAUCAUCAUACGGAGAAUAAUUGUAUAAAUAUUACAGAAUCACCAUCAAGUGAAGCUAUUAUAUGUGAUGACGUUCAACUUCAAAGUGCUAGGGAUGAAUAUCCCACUGAGGAUAAAGAACAUAUGUGCUGUAACCAAACAGAAACGGUAGAUCCUUGCAUAUCUAAUUCCAAUGUCGAAGAGGAUUGUGUCAUUGCUUCUCCAUCAAAAAUCAGCUCUAGCUCACUUCAGAUUUAUACAGAAGAUGAAAAUUCUUCAGUUCCUCCUGAGAUUUCAGGAGAACAUACUGAUGUUACAGUUGGGUGCACGCAAGAUAAUACCCCUACUGAUUUGAAUUCAUCUUGCCUUACUGAUGAGAAGGCAUCAUCUGAUUUCCCAUCUAGCUUGCCAUUAUGUAAACCCACAGUAACUGAUUCUACACAAACUGAAGAUCAACUGAUAGCUUUAGCUCAUUUAGAUGAUAUUAUCACUAAUGUUAUUAAUGACUACCAAAAUACAAAUGCGGAAACAAUCGCCGACUGUGAACAUUCAGAAUCUUCGACAAAUACUAAACUUACCGGCAAUAUAUUCACAAGCUGUAUAGAAGAACAAUCAACAACCGAAAAAGUUCAUAUUGAUCACGCAAAUAAUGAUCGGAGCGGUAACCAUGAUCUACAACAGGAAUAUCAUUUAAACAUAGAUUCACACUAUGAAAGCUCAACAUAUUCUACUUCUAACAGCUCAAUAUCUAAGGAGGUCAAUUCAUCCAGUUUCAAGACUUGUCCAAUCAUACUGACAACAUUUGAUGUAGCUAUUCGUGAUGCAGGUUACCUGAAGAAUGUUCCAUUUAAGGCGUUGAUUAUCGACGAAGGACAUAGACUAAAGAAUCCUUUAUCAAAAUUAUACAAAUGUUUGACAAAAUUUUCAGUUGGUUUACGUCUACUCGUCACUGGGACACCAUUACAAAAUCGUCUUUCUGAGCUUUGGUCAUUGUUGCAUUUUAUACUGCCUGAAAUAUUUACUUCACUGGCUAUGUUCGAAAGUUGGUUCGAUCCUGCUGUAUUAUGCAAUGCAUCUGGUCAAAAUCGUUUAGUUGCUGCUGAAAUGGAAAGUUCCCUAAUUACAAAACUUCAUCAAAUUAUUCAUCCAUUCAUACUUCGUCGAUCAAAAAUUGAAGUUAAUUUAAAAUUACCUCCAAAGAAGGAAAUAGUACUACGAGUAAAUAUGUCACCUAUUCAAAAGAAGUUAUAUGAUUAUAUUGUUGAUAUUCUACUAAAAAAUCAAAAUCUGUGUGAUUUGAGUGCUUUAUUAAGAAAUAAAUCAAACAAUUACAGAGUUGGAUGUACAUGGACUUGUAUUGAUAAAUUUAAUAUACUUGAGGAGUCUGCAACCCGUCAUAAACGUCGUCGAAAUAAGUCUCAUUCUCCUCGACUCACUAGAAGUACAAGCUCCAAAAUCAAUUCCACAGAAAUGACAUUUAAAAACGAAUCUACAAAGACGGAAGUUGAUUUUGAAUUUGUAUUGCUGCCGAAUAUUAGCUUGAAUAACGGGUUCAUGCUUUUACGACGGAUUGUCAAUCAUCCAUUCUUGGUUAUUGAAAGACCAUCUUCACUUCAAGAGAAUUCAUCUUCUGUUAUUAUUCCUGACUCGCCAAAUAACAUUUGUGGAGAUUCGGACAAUGCGUCAGUAGAAAAAGAAGAUAUGUCUGUUCUUACAGUUGAGCAGAAAGAGUUAAUUGAAGCGAGCGGGAAGACGCGUCUACUUGAUCGUCUUCUUCAAAGGUUGAUUGGAGAUGGACAUAAAGUAGUUGUUUUCUCUCAGUUCACAAUGAUUUUAGAUCUAUUGGAAGAGUUAUUAGACUGUCGAUCAUUACCUUUUGUAAGAAUUGAUGGUUCAACAAGAAUUUAUGAUCGCCAAAAUGCUAUUAGACGUUUUAAUCUAGAAAGUGUUGAACGACUUCCAGUAUUUUUGAUAUCAACGAAGGCUGGCGGCUGUGGGAUAAACUUGCAAACAGCUGCAGAUACUGUGAUCAUAUUCGAUUCUGAUUGGAAUCCACAAUCAGAUUUACAAGCUCAGGAUCGUUGUCAUCGUAUUGGACAGACAAAACCUGUUCUUGUUAUUCGAUUAAUUACAAAUGAAUCAAUUGAUGAGAGUAUACUACAACGUGCACAAGCAAAACGUGGUCUUGAACGACUUCUGCUGAAUCAUCGAGUAUCAAGUUUAGAUCCAUCAUUGUAUGAUAAAUCAUUACAAUUUCAUGAAUUAAUGAAUACUGAUGAAAAGGAAAAGAGUGAAAUCGACCUAACUGAGAAAAAAUAUUCUGAAACUUAUGAAGAGGAUUUUCAGCCGCUAAAGAUUUCUGAUGAUCCUAUCUAUGGCAAGACAAAUUUAACCAAGUCAGAACUAAUCGAUUUAUUAAAACAAACUGAUCAUCAAUCGGAUGUACUUGAUGCGUGUAGUUUAACAGAUGAAGAAUUAAACAAACUACUAGAUAGGUCGGAUCUUAUUGAAACUUGGGGAGAAUACAAUAUUGAGGAGAAAGCGUCAUCUAUCAACGAAUGCCCAAAUUCUAGUUAA